Messenger RNA from Physella acuta, 1949 nucleotides. Its product is annotated as multiple epidermal growth factor-like domains protein 11. The record is from RefSeq and is a predicted model, not a curated record. NCBI's taxonomy places the organism in Eukaryota, Metazoa, Mollusca, Gastropoda, Physidae.
CGUCCUAAUAUGACGACACGCGCCAAUAGCAACCAAGGACGAUACAGAUUCAAUACAGCGAGACACUAAAUUUUGAGAAACAACACAUAAUAUUAAGGUUUCAGGUUUAACGAACAAUAACAUUAGAGCUAAGAUUAGUCUAAACUCUAGUGUCUAGAUCUAGACCCAGUCUAGGCAAUUGUAUUUACAGUGUAACAGAACAGAAAAGGAAAUAUGUUCUUAUGGUUGUGUGUGAAGGUAUGAUUCAACUCACGUGACUUAAUCAUUAUUUUCAAAACUUUGAAGGAUUUCAUUAAGAAUGAAGCUCACACUGAUUCGCGAUUGAAAGAUGCAGAAGUUCAAAUUUUUUGUUAACAAAUUACCGCAAACGGCAAUGAGGGUCCGCGGCCACUUCUACCUCCUGGCUGUUUUGCUCUAUGUUUGCAUUCAUCAAGGCUCGACACUUUGUCCCCCCAGUCCGCUUGAACCAGGCUUCCCUUGUUAUUUUAUUCCGCUGACCCCCGAAAACUGGGAAGACGCCAAAAGAUAUUGUUUGGACUCAAAAGCCACACUAGCCAUUUUGCGCACGAAGAAGAACAUUAUGCUCGGCGUCAAGGCAAGCUACAAAGACUAUCAGGAAGUUUGGAUAGGAGGCCGUUCUAAAGGUGGAAAGUGGGAGUGGGAAAUUGAAGACAUGGCAAAAGCUGCGGUGGCUGAUGGUUUGGUAUCAACAUCUGGAUUACCUAUCACUGCUGCACCUUCUAGUGGCAACAACACCAACCCUCCGGUUGGGAUCGCGGAUGGUUUAUGUCUGGUACUCAACGCCGAUUCAGAAAUUGCAAGCGCAACCUGCACAGACAAAAAGCAUUUCUUGUGCGAAUAUCCUAUUUGCAGCCCAGGGUGCAAAGAGCCAAAACAAAAUGCGACAAAUGCUGGCGGAAGUAAAACUAAACGGGCAGACCCACCUGAUGCAAACGCAACAAAACCCAAUGCUCCUACUGGGGGUGGAGAAUUGGUGGAGACGCCUACGUGUGAUAUAAUAGGACAAACCAUGAAGUGCAUUGAUGGAUGCCAAGAAGGGUACAUGGGCGACGAAUGUUUUUUAAUAUCCAGACCAAAGUGUUCACCCAAUUGCAAGAACUGUUCAGACGGCCUAACCUGUGACGGUGGUUGUAGAAAGGGAUAUACUGGAGUCGAUUGCGAAUUAGCGUGUAGGUGUUCUAACCCAAGAAACCAGUCCGACACUUGUCCAGUGAUGAACAUAUGCGCUGCAGGUUGUUAUGCCGGCUUUUACGGAGUUGCCUGUGAGAAAGCAUGCAGUUCUGGUUGUGGAGGAGACACAAGCUGUGACCAGACCACAGCAGCUUGUUCAUAUGGUUGUACGCCACCGUACACAGGCCUAACCUGUAACAAUGAGGAAGCCGACGCAUAUGAACUUAAAACCACAGUCGGUAUGGUGAAAGAAGAUUUGAGCACAACGGGUACCACUGGGAGUCAGACACCAAUCAGCGAGCAACUAUCGAGUGAAGAUGUGUUCAGUUUUUCUCGUCCGGAAUUUCUAAUAACCACACCAUUGUAUUCGAAAUCCGAGCCCGGAGAUACAAAAUCUAGAGAGGUCCUUGGAUUCAUAACUAUCGGCUCAAUCACGGGAAUUUCCAUCGUUGUCAUCUUCAUUGUCGUGGUCAACGUGUUUUACAACAAGAAAAACGAAAAGAAACCAGAGGAGCCGGUGGUGGAGAUGGCACAGCAGCCAGAGGAAGAGAAAGUUCUGGAAGUCUUGAAGUCAUCCACAAGUGUGUGAAAGGCAUCGGAGUGCUUGUCGUCAUGGCUACUAGAAUAUUUCUGUGGCUAAGUUUUGAGUGAAACUAGUAGACUUGGGUAUUUUUUUUUUUUUUAGAAUUCAGUCGAGUCGAACUGAAAUCUACACGUUAAUUGUUUUCAAUUGAAAUAUUUUACGUAAUUUCUACCUU